UAAAAGUCCAUCUUGGGCAGCAUGACCAAAUCCGAACCAUAUUGCUAAUAUAGAGUCGACCGACGACUAAUGGUGAGAUGGGUUGGUUCUGGGGUCGAUCCAACAGCCAAGAUGAUCCCGCGAAAUCGCUGGACAAAGACCUGAAGCAAUUCCUCGACGAGCAGCAGCCGAGGCCAUAUGCCCCUGCCGAAGUCCUAAAAGCUCCUGAGGCGCCAGCUACGAAGCCCGUGGAACAGACCCUUCCAGACACAAACAAGUCCUUUGAAGAGAGGGCCCUUCCGGCAGAAUCACUGUUCCAAGAUGGCCGCUACAAAGACAUAUGGAAGACAUACGUUCCUCAAAACGAGAUGGCGGUAGCAACGAGCACGCCAGUCGAACGAGUCCUCGCGGCAAGGAAAGAUAGGAGACAAACAAUCCAUAAAGCGGCGUUGGAGAAUUGUGCCUUCGAGGAAGAGAUGCAACAGGAAUGCUUCAAGACGGGCGACCUGUCCAAAAGGCUCAAGGGGAGGAUAACCAUGUGUCACCAGGAGACAAAGGCCUUCAACCGUUGCUACGCGCUUCAGGCCAAGUUUCUGCAAGCACUUGGUUAUAUGACCAGCGCGACUAGUUCGGAUGAGGACGAAGAGAAGAUUCAAAUGCACGCAGACAAGCUAUACCAUCGCAUGAUGGAUUACGAGGCUGAAGUGGAUGAUGCAAAGCGCAAUAACAGGCCAAUUCCACCUUUGUCGUCAUUAUUCAAUCCGAAAAGGCCAGCUCCAACACUAGAGCAGAUGGCCCUCCCAAAGCCAAUGGAGGAGAAGCUCAAAAAGCCACUAAGUGACUACCCGCCACAUGAACGAGAGUUGGUGGCUCGGGCGGCUCUGCAAGAAGCAAAGCUGACGGAUCUCUAUGCCGAAGAUCUUUUCAGUUAUACCGUGACUAUGAAUGAGGACCGGAAAGCGCGACAAGCGUGGCUAUCAAGGACCUUCGGCGAGGCUAUUGGAAAGUUCUUGAUCCCGGACCCUCCAAAAGACCCUUCUAUCAAGUCUUGGAGUAUAGACCAACUGGAAAGAGACAUCUGGCAAGAGGAGAAGAAGAAGAACGAUGCACUACAAGCAGACAAAAAGACGUCAAGUUGAUACAAAAGGACAUUAUGCCCUCGUUCAGCCUUUGGUUACAAGCCGCAUUAUCCUGCAGAGUCAACUUACUCCACGCCCCAGACCCCUUUGAGAUAUAUCCGACACAAUUCAGCUGAUACUGGGGUCGGCGGUGCGAACCGACUUGUAUUGGUUUUCGAAAUAGAGGUCCAGCAACACAAUGAUGUUGUUGUUGAGACAAGAUGAGCUCUGACCUCGCUCGAAAGCCGUGCGCAAAAAUGGAUGGCGCGCUGCGAGAACUGCCUUGCAUGCCUUUGGUGGUGCUGAUCGCAGCACACGCUAUUUCCCUACGGGAGCCAAGUUAUAUUCAAACAUGGCUAUGACCCUACAGUACAACGAAGCUUGUCCACGCUCAGCCUUCGUAUGUUCCGGGAAGUGUUUUUUGGAGGGACGGUCGCAGAAGUGACGGAAGAAAGUCAGCCAG
This is a messenger RNA of Exophiala oligosperma, 1560 nucleotides long. RefSeq lists its product as uncharacterized. The transcript has a single exon. Bases 78 to 1118 code for a protein of 346 amino acids. NCBI's taxonomy places the organism in Eukaryota, Fungi, Ascomycota, Eurotiomycetes, Chaetothyriales, Herpotrichiellaceae. The record is from RefSeq and is a predicted model, not a curated record.